Molecule: messenger RNA, 576 nt
Organism: Danaus chrysippus (African queen)
Lineage: Eukaryota; Metazoa; Arthropoda; Insecta; Lepidoptera; Nymphalidae
Source: the annotation of a GenBank genome assembly
AUGGCGUUAAAAUCGUCAGUGCUUUUAAAUGGGCUUUUCGCACGACUUUCCCGGCGAAACUUUUCAACAUCAAAGACACUAUCAGCGAACAUGGUCCCUGUUCGCGAUGCUCUAAAACAGGCAAUUGAUGAAGAAAUGGAGAGAGACGAAAAAGUGUUCAUUCUUGGUGAAGAAGUAGCCCAAUACGACGGCGCAUACAAAGUUACCAGAGGACUUUGGAAGAAGUAUGGUGAUAAGAGGGUAGUAGACACUCCGAUCACAGAGAUUGGCUUUGCAGGUAUAGCAGUGGGAGCUGCCUUCGCCGGUCUGCGGCCUAUCUGUGAAUUCAUGACAUUUAAUUUUGCCAUGCAAGCCAUAGAUCACAUUAUCAACUCAGCGGCCAAGACGUUCUACAUGUCAGCGGGUGCUGUACCCGUUCCGAUAGUGUUUCGCGGACCCAACGGAGCGGCGGCCGGAGUCGCGGCUCAACACUCACAAUGCUUCGCUGCCUGGUACAGCAGUGUUCCGGGGUUGAAGGUGCUCAUGCCUUACUCAUCGGAAGAUGCUAAAGGUAUGAUAAUACACAACAUAUACUAA